This is a messenger RNA of Calypte anna (Anna's hummingbird), 2874 nucleotides long. RefSeq names its product milk fat globule-EGF factor 8 protein (gene MFGE8). NCBI's taxonomy places the organism in Eukaryota, Metazoa, Chordata, Aves, Apodiformes, Trochilidae. The transcript is spliced from 10 exons. Bases 122 to 1525 code for a protein of 467 amino acids. Gene Ontology annotation, molecular function: calcium ion binding. The record is from RefSeq and is a predicted model, not a curated record.
CCCCGGGGGCGGGCGGCGGAGCACGUGGGGCCGCGCCGGGCCGGGCUGAGUCACUCCCCGCCCCGAGCCCCGCGGCGGAGCGGAGGGGAACGGAGCGGGUCGGUGCGGUUCGGGACUCAGUAUGGAGGUGCCGAGGAUGCGGUGGCUGCUGCUCGCCCUGGUUGGGGUCUCGCUGCUGCUGGUCGUGUCCGGUGACUUCUGCGACGUAAACCACUGUCAAAAUGGGGGCACCUGCCUGACUGGGAUUAAUGAGGCCCCCUUCUUCUGCAUCUGCCCUGAUGGCUUUGUUGGGAUUGACUGCAAUGAGACAGAGAAAGGCCCCUGUCACCCCAAUCCUUGCCACAACAACGGCGAGUGCCAGCCAGUCCCAAACAGGGGGGAUGUCUUCACUGACUACAUCUGCAAGUGCCCCGCAGGGUACGAUGGGGUGCACUGCCAGAACAGCAGGAAUGAGUGCUCCUCCCAGCCUUGCAAAAAUGGAGGCACCUGCCUGGACCUGGACGGUGACUACGCCUGCAAGUGUCCUUCUCCAUUCUUGGGGAAAACCUGCCACACCCGCUGUGCAGUUCUCCUGGGUAUGGAAGGAGGAGCCAUCUCUGAUGCCCAGCUCUCAGCAUCCUCUGUCUACUAUGGCUUCCUCGGCCUCCAGCGCUGGGGACCAGAGCUCGCUCGCCUCAACAACCACGGCAUCGUCAAUGCUUGGACCUCCAGUGACUAUGACAAGACCCCAUGGAUCCAGGCCAACCUGCUGCGGAAGAUGAGGCUGACUGGGAUCAUCACACAAGGUGCCAGCCGUGUGGGCAAGGCUGAGUAUGUCCGUGCCUACAAAGUUGCUUACAGCCUGGAUGGGAGAGAGUUCACCUUCUACAAGGACGAGAAGCAGGAUGCAGACAAGGUUUUCCAGGGGAACGUGGACAAUGGCAGCAUGCAGACCAACAUGUUCAACCCUCCCAUCACUGCCCAGUUCAUCCGCAUCUACCCCGUGAUGUGCCGCCGUGGCUGCACCUUGCGCUUCGAGCUCAUCGGCUGCGAGAUGAACGGUUGCUCGGAGCCCCUGGGCAUGAAAUCCCGCCUGAUCUCUGACCAGCAGAUCACAGCCUCCAGCGUUUACAAGACCUGGGGCAUGGAUGCUUUUACCUGGUACCCCCAUUAUGCUCGCCUGGACAAGAUGGGCAAAACCAACGCCUGGACAGCACUCCAUAACAGCCCAUCUGAGUGGCUGCAGAUUGACCUCCGGGACCAGAAGAAAGUGACAGGCAUCAUCACACAGGGAGCCCGUGACUUUGGCCACAUCCAGUACGUGGCAGCCUACAAGGUGGCCUACAGUGACAAUGGCACAACCUGGACCCUCUACCGGGACGAACACACAAACACCACCAAGAUCUUCCAUGGUAACAGUGACAACUACUCACACAAGAAGAAUGUGUUUGAUGUGCCCUUCUACGCCCGCUUUGUCCGCAUCCUGCCCGUGGCCUGGCAGAGGAGCAUCACCCUGCGUGUGGAGCUGCUGGGCUGUGAUGAGUAGGAGCCCGAGGAGGAAGGACAGGGCUGCUCUUCCCUACUGCCUGGCCUGCGCCCUGCCUGCCCCUGCCUGCUCCUGCUCUGACCUCACACUCCCCUCUCCCUGUCCCCAAAUUCAGGAGGUGGCCGGGAGGGCUCCCCUGCCCCACAUUGGUGCUGGGGCUGCAACACUGCACUUUAUGGGGCCCUUGAAGGUGGGAUACAGGGAUGGCUCCUGCCCUUUGCCCCACUAGCCAGGGCGAGACCCCCUCCUGCCACCAGGGCUUGGCUGGGGGGACCCUCUUCUGCAACGGGGGUUUCUUUGGGGGACCUUAUCCUGCAAUCAGGGCUUGGCUGGGGGACCCUUUUCUGUAACUAGAGCUUCUUUGGAGGGCCCCACCCUGUAAAUGAGGUUUUGCCGGGGGACCCUGUCCUUCAACUGAGGCUUGGCUGCAUCCUCCCAGCUAAGCCUGGAGACAAAUUUUUCUCCCCCUUUUGCUUCUGCUUCCAGCAGAGAGGCUGCAGCCAGCAGCAGUGCCCUGCUUUCACUGAGGUUCCAGGCUCAACAGUUUUUAGGGGCUUAGGGCAGGCACCCCAGCUUCACAGCCUCCACUGUCCCUCCUGCUCCCUGAAAGCAGGAUCUCCAAAAAACCUACUUGGCUGUUGUCCCACUGCCCAUUUUGCCAGGCCCCACGUCUCCUUGCCUGUGGCGUCGGCACCACAUGGUGCGAGGGGAGUGAUGAGACAGCUCCUGUCAAGAGGCACUGGGUCCCCACUGCUGGUGGCUCUACCCUGCAGGCUCUGUGGCUGGUGUUUUGGCAGCUGCUGCUCAUUCCCCUUCCCAGGGUGCUGGCUCCAGCAUCCUUCAAGUCUCAGCAUUACUGCUGUCCCCACUUCACUGCAGUCUGGGGUGCCUGGAGGUCCCUUGUCACUGGAGCCAAAUGGUGACCCUGUGGGCUGCAAUCUGGUAGUGAGGGAGAGAUGGUUUGUAGCCACAAGGGUGCAGAGAAAAGAUAAGAAAGGUGGUGGUUAAACCACCUAAAUGUGUUAGGCAGAGACCUGUGCCAUGACCCUUUCUAUAACCUGAUUUCUUCCCUUUCCAUGGGGUAGAGGGGAGCCUCUUGCAAUGCUGGAGCCCUUGGGUUUAGCAGUAGGAGAUGAGUAAGCCUCAGCACUGGCAAGCAGGAGUGCAGGCAGGGUGUCAGGGCAGUGGCGCUGGCAGCAAUGCUUCCCUGUGUGCUGGGAUGUGAAGCAGCCGUGGGGCCAGGCCAGUGGUGGGUUCACUUUGGCAAGUGUUGAGGGAGCCCAGGUGGAACAGCAGUCAUGGUCCCACUCCAGAGUGUCUCUUACAGUAUUAAAACCAGCUGAAACUUU